Molecule: messenger RNA, 3998 nt
Organism: Myotis brandtii (Brandt's bat)
Lineage: Eukaryota; Metazoa; Chordata; Mammalia; Chiroptera; Vespertilionidae
Gene: RNF40
Product: ring finger protein 40, E3 ubiquitin protein ligase
Exons: 20
Coding region: 170-3172 (1000 amino acids)
Cellular component (GO): HULC complex; nucleus
Molecular function (GO): metal ion binding; ubiquitin protein ligase activity
Source: RefSeq, a predicted model, not a curated record
AUAUCCGGCAUUGCCUCUGGCGCCUGCGCUCUGUGCUGGGGAGGCCGGGUGACGUCUGGUGAAUCCAAGAUGGCGGCGCUCGGCUGAUCCUGCUGCAGGUGACGGAGGUGCCGCCGCCUCCCGCCUGACGUUCCUGGGGAGACCCUGCACCGCUCCUGCCGCCGCGGCCAUGUCUGGGCCCGGCAACAAACGCGCCGCCGGCGACGGGGGCUCGGGGCCCCCAGAGAAGUUGAGCCGCGAGGAGAAGACCACGACCACGCUUAUAGAACCCAUUCGUCUGGGGGGCAUCUCUUCUACGGAGGAGAUGGACCUGAAGGUUUUGCAGUUCAAGAAUAAGAAGCUAGCGGAGCGGUUGGAGCAGCGACAGGCUUGUGAGGAUGAGCUCCGGGAGCGCAUCGAGAAGCUGGAAAAGCGGCAGGCCACCGACGACGCCACGCUCCUCAUCGUCAAUCGCUACUGGGCCCAGCUGGAUGAAACUGUGGAAACCCUUCUUCGACACCAUGAGAACCAGGGGGAGCUGUCUUCAGGGACAGAGGCGCCUGGAACCCAGGAGGGGCCGACCCGUGAUGAGACCCCUCUCACAGAGCCAGGGACGUCAGAACUGAGGGAGACCCUGCCCAUGCAGCUGCGGCCCCCACUCAGUGAGCCAGCCUUGGCUUUUGUGGUGGCACUGGGUGCCAGCAGCAAUGAGGAGGUGGAGCUGCAGCUACAGGGCCAAAUGGAGUUCUCCAAGGCAGCCGUGUCCCGUGUCGUGGAGGCCUCAGACCGCCUGCAGCGCCAGGUGGAGGAACUCUGCCAGCGAGUAUACAGUGGAGGGGAUAGUGAACACCCUGGUGAGGCGGCUCAGGCACGCACCCGGGAGCUGGGCCGUGAGAACCGGCGACUUCAGGACUUGGCCACCCAGCUACAGGAGAAGCACCACCGUAUCUCAUUGGAGUACUCUGAGCUCCAGGAUAAAGUGACUUCAGCAGAGACCAAAGUGCUAGAAAUGGAGACGACAGUAGAGGACCUGCAGUGGGACAUUGAGAAGCUGCGCAAGCGUGAGCAAAAGCUCAAUAAGCACCUGGCGGAGGCCUUGGAGCAGCUCAACUCUGGCUACUAUGUGUCUGGAAGUUCCUCAGGCUUCCAGGGGGGCCAGAUCACACUCAGCAUGCAGAAGUUUGAGAUGCUGAAUGCGGAGUUAGAGGAAAACCAGGAAUUGGCCAAUAACCGCAUGACAGAGCUGGAGAAGCUACAGGCCGAACUUCAGGGGGCUGUGCGGACCAAUGAGCGCCUCAAGGUGGCCCUACGUAGUCUUCCUGAAGAGGUGGUACGGGAGACGGGGGAAUAUCGAAUGCUGCAGGCCCAGUUCUCACUGCUUUACAAUGAGUCUCUGCAAGUGAAGACCCAGCUGGAUGAGGCCCGGGGGCUGCUGCUGGCCACCAAGAACUCCCACCUGAGACACAUUGAACACAUGGAGAGCGAUGAGUUGGGGCUGCAGAAGAAGCUGCGCACAGAGGUUAUCCAGCUGGAGGACACACUGGCCCAGGUACGCAAGGAGUACGAGAUGCUGCGCAUCGAGUUUGAACAGAACCUGGCGGCCAACGAGCAGGCGGGGCCCAUCAACCGUGAGAUGCGCCAUCUGAUCAGCAGUCUUCAAAACCACAACCACCAGCUAAAGGGGGAUGCCCAGCGAUACAAGCGGAAGCUGCGGGAAGUGCAGGCUGAGAUUGGCAAGCUCCGGGCCCAGGCCAGUGGCUCUACGCACUCUAUCCCCAACCUGGGCCACUCAGAGGACUCUGGCCUCAGUGCCCCAGCCGUAGGGAAAGAAGAGGGCGGGCCAGGCCCUGUUGGAGCCCAUGAGACCAGAAAGGAGAUAGCGUCAGUGCCUGUUGCCGCCAUGACUACCUCCUCAGCAAAGAAGGAGGAACUGGUCCCCUCUGAGGAAGAUGCCCAGGCCUUAACCCCCGGGUCCCAGGGCCCCUCUUCCCGGGGCCGAGAACCUGAGGCCAGGCCCAAACGGGAGCUUCGGGAGCGGGAAGGGCCUGGCCUGGGACCCCAGUCUAUAGCCUCAGCACUUUCAAGAGCUGAUCGGGAGAAGGCCAAGGUGGAGGAGGCCAAGAGGAAGGAGUCAGAACUCCUUAAAGGUCUCCGAGCAGAGCUCAAGAAGGCCCAGGAAAGCCAGAAGGAAAUGAAGCUGCUGCUGGAUAUGUACAAAUCAGCACCCAAGGAGCAGCGGGAUAAGGUGCAGCUCAUGGCAGCUGAACGCAAGGCCAAGGCCGAGGUCGAUGAGCUACGGAGUCGUAUCCGGGAGUUGGAGGAGAGGGAUCGACGGGAGAGCAAGAAGAUUGCAGAUGAAGAUGCCCUGAGGCGCAUUCGGCAGGCAGAGGAGCAGAUAGAACACCUGCAGCGCAAGUUGGGUGCCACCAAGCAGGAGGAGGAGGCUCUGCUGUCGGAGAUGGAUGUGACAGGGCAGGCCUUUGAGGACAUGCAGGAGCAAAAUGGGCGGCUGCUACAGCAGUUGCGGGAAAAGGACGAUGCCAACUUCAAGCUGAUGUCGGAGCGGAUCAAGGCCAACCAGAUUCACAAGCUGCUGCGGGAGGAGAAGGAUGAGCUGGGUGAGCAGGUUCUUGGCCUCAAGUCUCAGGUGGAUGCCCAGCUGCUGACCGUGCAGAAGCUGGAGGAAAAAGAGCGGGCCUUGCAGGGCAGCCUUGGAGGUGUGGAGAAGGAGCUGACGCUGCGCAGCCAGGCCCUGGAGCUCAAUAAGAGGAAGGCUGUGGAAGCAGCCCAGCUGGCUGAGGACCUGAAGGUACAGCUGGAGCAUGUGCAGACGCGGCUGCGAGAGAUUCAGCCUUGCUUGGCAGAGAGCCGGGCCGCUCGAGAGAAAGAGAGCUUCAACCUCAAGAGGGCUCAGGAGGACAUCUCACGACUGCGGCGCAAGCUGGAGAAGCAGAGGAAGGUGGAGGUUUAUGCAGAUGCGGAUGAAAUCCUCCAGGAGGAGAUCAAGGAGUACAAGGCGCGGUUGACCUGCCCCUGCUGUAACACGCGCAAGAAGGACGCAGUGCUUACCAAGUGCUUCCACGUUUUCUGCUUCGAGUGCGUGCGGGGCCGCUAUGAGGCCCGCCAGAGGAAGUGUCCCAAGUGCAAUGCAGCCUUUGGUGCCCAUGACUUCCACCGAGUCUACAUCAGCUGAACCCGUAACUCAGGGGACUUUGGAACACCCGUGGGCCCUGGGGGCUGUGCCUCCAGCCCCUGCCCAUCCAGUCGGCUUGGGGUCUCCAGUGCAUGCUAGUGGGAGUGGGGUCAGCCAAGCUCAGUCCCACCUUUUCUCCAGUCAGAGCUGAGGCACCCACCAUGCAGGAAAGAUCUGUGAGCACCCAGGUCCAUCCCAGCCCUAAGGGGGAAAUCCCAAGGCUGUGACCCCCAUGGAAGAGGAGACUCACUCACUACCUGCUUACACACCCACAAGUGAGGACCAGGGUGGGCUGGGUUCCAGCCCCUUGCUCCCUGCCUUCCAGGCCCAGACAGGGCUUCUCCUGUGGAGUUCCCUGGGCUCUUUGGUCCGGCUCUUGUGCGUAAGGAGUAACAGUCCUCUUCCUCGGGAAGCUCUGUGGUUGCUGCAGUCACCUUGCCCUUAUUUUGGGAGUGCUGAACCAAGAUCACGUUUCUAUUCUAAUCAGGCCCCUCUGGAUAUCUUCUCCCAAGCCCUCUUACCCCACCUCACGCUUCCCAACCCGUCCCCAGCCCUGACUCUGCUUUCAUCCUGGUGGCCUUAACUGCAGUGGAGGCAGAACUUCUGAUCAUUCCAGGUAGAAGAGCUUCAUCUAGCCCUGUAACUGAGCCUGUACCACGAUGCUUGCUGUGCUGCCUGCCCAAGCAAACUGGGCUGUGAGGGCAGCAGGCCUGGCCUGGAAGGUGGAGCUGCUGACAGGUGCAAGGGGCCACUCGGACUCACAGCCCCUGCUCUAGAGAUGUCUUGUAAUAUAGGCUGUAUGUCAUGAAUAAACAUCCAACCUCCA